Molecule: messenger RNA, 519 nt
Organism: Entrophospora candida
Lineage: Eukaryota; Fungi; Glomeromycota; Glomeromycetes; Entrophosporales; Entrophosporaceae
Source: the annotation of a GenBank genome assembly
AUGAAUGAAAACUCUAAACUCAUAAUUGAUAGAUUUGUAGAUGGAUUUUUGGCUGAUAAAGAGAUUGUAAGAAAAAUGACCAAAUUAUUAAUAGUUAUUACCUUAAUAAUUGCUCUAGCUGCUGCAUAUUGUUCUUCUGCGACAUACAAUAUUAAAGUUGGUUCUCCAGUAGGAAAGUCCGCUUAUGAACCUCAAACCAUUAAUGCUGAUUUACAAGAUAUUGUUAUAUGGGAAUGGGUAAGUCCUCAACAUAGUGUUAUUCAAUCUGAUGGACCAAAUAAUUGUGUAAAAUCUAUAUCAACAACAGCAUUUGCUUCACCAUCCCAAGAAGUUGGGAAAACUUUUCAAAUUACAAUUUCUCAACCAUAUGGCAAAUUAUAUUAUUUUAGUGAUGUAGGCACAGAUUGUAAACAAGGUAUGUUUGGUACAAUAGUGAUUGGCGCGGGAAAAUUACCAGCUGAUGACACCCCUACUGCUGCUCCAAACUCUACAACAACCAGCGUCCCAGCUUAUUUUUGA